CAGGGUUUAUUUUUGGACUGCCAUGGCGUCUGUUCCUUGCAUUCGUGUGAAGGGGGGUCUAGUUGGGCUCAACAUGAACCUGCCGUUCUAACACUUUGGGCUGGGACAAGCAGGCAGCAGCCGGCCGGCCACCCCCUACGCAGAAAACGCACAGGGGUACCUGCCUGGGCUGCCUCAAACAUCCAUAACACAAGUUUUUACCUGGGUGCAGACGCGCUCAUGGCUCUUGCUUACACCUCUGUCCCCCACUCGGGCCUGUUUACCCACCAGUACCCCCCUCCCCUGCUGCCCAAGCCUGGCAAAGACAACGCCCGGCUGCAAAAGCUCCUCAAGCGCACUGCCAAGAAGAAAGCCACUGCUCAGACCUCUCAAUCCACUGCGCCCUUCCGUUCAAGCCUCUCCCCUGUGAACGAAGCUAGCCCUGAUUUGGAACGUAGCGACCACUCCUCCACCCCGCCCAGAACCCCCGAGACCCCUUACAGUUUCUACAGCCACCACCCGCCAAGAUUCUCAGUAAAACCGGUCAAGCCAUACCAACAUGUGGCAUCACCCUAUCCACAGCGUGCAGCGUAUGGACGUGGGUUGUCCCCCCAAACUGUGGUGCCACCUACGUACACUCAACCCAUUGGCACUUCUCCUUCAUACCCCACUGUCACACCUGCUACACCGCACGCCCCACAACAACCAGUGCCCAAAAUAACACUACCCUCUUCCUUUGCUCUUGAACCAACAGCUGUGGACGUGCAAAAACCAGCCUUCAUCACGCUUCCCACAACACCAAGGGCACCAAGUCCUGGCUUUUACCCAACCGGUCUGGCAGAGACACGACCUCUCACUGUGCUCACCCCCAUUGUCAAGUCGAAAAGCCCUCGUCCGACUUUCAAAGCAAAUGAACAUUCAAGAUCACCUAAGCCAUUGUUCGAUGUCCCUCAAAUUAGGAAUUACACAGCAAGUACAUCCUACUAUGAGACAUCAAGGACCCCGCCUGUGUAUGAUACAACCGGUCUAACCUCUAUUGGGGGGACUGUGACACAAUCUGCAACUGAAAUCAAAAGAGAUUCAACACCAUCGUCCGAGAUAAGAGCGAGGAUUACGCCAACAACUGACUUGUUGGGUUCAGACCAACAAAGAAGGACCCCUACAAUGACAGGAGUGGUUGCAACUACCCAAGAAUCUCAAGUUCAGACUCCAGCUAGUGAAGUGAAAAGGGCAACACCGACAGCAGAAAUCAAGCAAGUCACUCCAACCUCUGAACCAAAACGCACCACUUCCACCACUGAAAUAACAGUCAAAACAACAUAUGACUACCACUCAUCACGGCUAUCAUUGGGACGUCCCAGGACACCAGCUUACCGCCCAACAACUCCAGUUUUUGAAAUCUCAAGACCCAAUCCCCUACUCUUUGCAGUGUCGCCAAUUACAGUAGAACAAGAACGAUCCAGAACCCCUAAGUCCACUAUAAGCGAUAUCUCAGUGACAUCUUCAGAAGUUAUACCGAAUGGGGACGUUCAUCACACGGAGCUACCAGAAGUAAAACCAGCCCAAGAUAAUAUUGUAAAGUCAAAAUCUGAGUCAGAUAUUUCUAGAGUGAAAUCUACUACUCCUGUUGCCGACACGCUUUCAACUGAGCCAUUGCCGUCUUUGCCCUCUCAAAGCAUUCAAAGACCUAAGACCCCUACAUAUGAAGCAUCCCGGCUGUUGAGUUCUGCCCCGGGAUUCAAAAGACCAAAAACACCCACAUAUGGGACUUCCGUGAGUGGGGUAUCUCCUGUAGGCUUUCAGAGACCUAAAACUCCAACACAGGUAGCCCAUAAAUCUCACAAGUCUUCCUACCGUGGACUAACGCCUGCUGAAUAUGCAGCCUACGGAGGUAUUAAAACCUACUCUCCUGCGUUUGGUAUCACAACAUCUUUGACAACUCAAGAAGAAACUAAAAUAGAGGAUAAAGUAGUAGCUACAACUACUACUGAAAAGGUUUCUGUAAAGGAGGAGGCAAUUGUAGAGGUGUCAAAACCAAAAGAAGUCAUAAAAGAAUUGGAUAAACCUAAGACGAUUCCAUCUGUACCUACAAUUGUGGUGACUCAAGCAUCCGAGACAAUUGCAACCACAACUAUGCAGGAGAAAGUGUCUAGCCAUAUUGUAGAAAAGGUGUCCGUAAUUCAAGAAACAAAAGUUGCGCCUCAAAAAGAACAGGAGAAACCUAGUGAAAAAGUUGUAAAAUCUGAAGAAGUUACUAAAGUCAGUCCUGAAGUCAAGCCAUCUAAAAAGGAUGACGAAGAUGGACUAAAAGCUGUUAGGAAAUUGUUCGGAAGGGCUCCACCAGCAGAGAAGAAAGCUGUAGACACAACAGCUAAGGUUGAACAAAAAGAGGAAACAAAACCUCGAGUUAAAAGUGAAACUAAAUCUGAAGAGACAAAGCCAACCGCUGUGCCUUUCAAAAUGGCAACAGCAGAAUCAAAAAUAAGUGAGAAGAAAGAAGAAUCCACCCCUGCUGCUCAAACAGAGAAGAAGGAAGAGGAUGGGGCCUUGCAAGCUGAGCCUCUUCUUAAAGCUAUGCAAAAGCCAAAAGGCCUGAAAUCCAAAAUGAGUGGUUGGUCCAGGCUAAAGAAGCACAUGGUGGUGGAGCAGGAGGAGCCCAAGUUUCCAGAAAUGGGCGUCCAAAAAGAGUCCACUGUUUCAGACAAUACUACCCAGCCCAAAGUGGUUGAGGAGAAAGCUGAGGAGAAAGUUGAGGAUAAACCAGCAAGCGAGAGCCAAGCUUCAGACAGGGACAGCCCCAAAGCAACCAAGAUGUGGGAUGCUGUCCUCUUCCAGAUGUUUUCCACCAAGGAGAACAUCAUGGCACAGAUCGAGAUGAACAAAAGCGAAGAGGAGAAAAAGCAGGAGAAAAAGGACGAGCCUGUUGAAAUCCCUUCGUUCGCACACCGGCUCCCCGUACUUCUUUUUAGCCCCCGCUUUGAUGCUAAAAAGCUCAGAGAGGCGGCAUCCAGGCCAGUGACGAAAAUUUCCACUGUGUUUGAAAUGGGGCUGAUCGGACGGAAAGGGAAAGACGAGGAACCAAAAGACUUUAACCGAACAGCAAGGGGGUUCGCUGCUUCUUAAGCUAAAUGUUCGAAGUGUAAAGGAAAUGCUAUUUAUGUAAAGCUUCAGAAAAUACAGUUGUUGUUGUUGUUGUACAGGUCCACAGUCUUGGUCUAUGUUAAGUGUUGUGAGGACUCGGCCUUCAUUUUUACCUACAUUGUGUGAUUGGUUGUGUGGUAGAUUUUUCAUGUUUGUAGACAGAGAGUUGUAUGUGUCUUGCAGUCAUUCAGACGUCACUUUGGAUUAAACAGUUUUGUUUAAAAUAUACUCAGAGCUUCUCAUUUGUUCCUUGUUUAUAACCAUUUCAUACAUUUUUAUGUUUUUUCAUUGAGGCACUUGUUAUUGUGUGGGAAGAAAGUGGGAAUAUUUUGGAAGCAUCAAAAUAAGUAAGUGCAAAUAUUUAAGCAAAAGGGCCAAACUGUAAUGUCACAACACAUAUAGGUCAAAGCAUCGCAAAACAACAUUAGACUAUUAUUUAAUGAACUAACAUCGUUUUGGGUUGCUUAUUUGUUCUGCCUCUAACAUUCACGCACACAGCUAUCUCUCGCAUUUAUUUUAAUUUUUCAUAUUGGUGCUACUUGCCUAUACAGGUACAACAUUAAGAUUCAUCUGUACCCAAGUAUAGAUUUAAUGGUGCAAUAUUUUUUUAUAUUAAUACUGUCCGUAUAUAAACAGUAAGGUUUAGAGAAGAUUUGCAUUGACUUGGUGCUUGUUAAGAAUGUUAUUAGAAAUGGUGGGGGAAGUAGGUAGGCGCAAAGAAGUAUUUUUAGUUUGUGCAAAAUGUCAUCAUCAGACCAUUUUUGUGUUGCUAUUUGUCUGUCUCUGGAAGAGUCACUGUUUCAAAAUAAAUUUGGAGAAAAGUUGC
Periophthalmus magnuspinnatus is the source of this 3946-nucleotide messenger RNA. RefSeq names its product proline rich 33 (gene prr33). The transcript is spliced from 3 exons. The record is from RefSeq and is a predicted model, not a curated record. Lineage: Eukaryota; Metazoa; Chordata; Actinopteri; Gobiiformes; Gobiidae. Bases 220 to 3102 code for a protein of 960 amino acids.